Neoarthrinium moseri is the source of this 327-nucleotide messenger RNA. RefSeq lists its product as uncharacterized. The coding region runs from base 1 to 327 and encodes 108 amino acids. The transcript has a single exon. The record is from RefSeq and is a predicted model, not a curated record. Lineage: Eukaryota; Fungi; Ascomycota; Sordariomycetes; Amphisphaeriales; Apiosporaceae.
AUGCGGGAGUCACAACAACUUGCGGGAUCUAUAAGCGAACAAGCAGAUCAACCACAACAGCGAGUGUACCAUGACCUUACGCCAGUGUGUCAAAAACCGCGACAUAUAGAACAGAUCCCUAGCGUCGAUGUCCUGGAGGAAGCGGCCUUGGCCUUCAACUAUGUUCCAGGCCGUAAUGUUCUUGGUGCUGAGGUUGCCGAAGUUGAGGAGCUCGGCGAGAACGAGGGAGUUAUGGCUAUCUACAACAAAGUCGUGCCCACAUUGAGACUUGAGCUGUGGAACAAUCGCCGCGCCGCUGGGGCGGAAAACUAUCGACGCUUUGAAUAA